AUGGCACGACGCACUUUCAACAAGGACAGCGCGGAGCCGUGGCCGAGGUGCGGCGGGGCUAACGGGUCCAUCCGCUUUGAGCCGGAGAUCAACCACGGUGCCAAUGCCGGCCUCGUGAACGCCCUCCAGCUGCUGCAGCCAAUCAAGGACAAGCACCCGGAGGUUGGGUGGGCGGACCUGAUCCAGCUUGCCUCUGCCGCGGCCAUCGAGCAGGCUGGUGGCCCCGUGAUCGACAUGAAGUACGGCCGGAAGGACGCCACGACGCCGCAGUGCUGCGUGGACGAGGGCUCCCUCCCCGCGGGAAACGCGCCCUUCCCCGACGCCGACACGCCUCAGGCCCACCUCCGGAACGUGUUCUAUCGCAUGGGCUUCGGUGACGAGGGCAUCGUGGCGCUCUCCGGCGCCCACACCCUCGGAAGGGCCAAAAAGGACCGCAGCGGUGAGGGAGCCGAGUGCACCAAGUUCACCGCGGAAGGCGUGUGCCCCAGAGGGGCGGGUGCCCCCGGCUGCGGAAAGCCCGGAGGGAGCGCCUGGACACCGAACUGGCUCAAGUUCGACAACAGCUACUUCGCGACUGUGCCGGACGAAGGGUGCGACUCUGAGCUGCUCAAGCUGGCGACCGACAAGUGCCUCUUCGUCGACGAGGGCUUCCUCCCCUUGGCCCAGAAGUACAAGGCCAGCCAGGAGGCGUUCUUCGAGGACUACAAGAAGGCUCACAAGAUGCUCGCAGAGCUCGGCGCUGUUUGGGAGCCUGAAGGCGGCAUUACUAUCUAAGAAGUUUCGCCUCCUGAAACGGUUCUUGGAAUGGUGGCCGCAUUGCUCGAGCUCCGCGGUGCCGCUUUUGUCAGCUCGGGUCGCUCUCGCCAACGGUCGAAUGUAACAUGACCGUUACUGCGAUGGCGCCACCGAUGGUUGUAGAUGGCGCGCACCCCAGGGAUAUUUUGAUAUGUUUUUUCUUGCUCUUUUAUCACAACGAAUCCAUCACAACGAAUCCAUCUCUAUCCACAGACAUGAGUCCGGGAUAAAUUUGUAAUGAAAUCAUAGCGUUUAUUUCGGAAAAUCCGCCGAUCGGCAUCUUCUUCAAAAAGAAGCCGCUUCUAAUAGUGUUGCCCGUCGUCUCAGCGGAGAGUGAAGUCCUAGGAUUUCUUUCUUCGUAGGUUAUUGGCAUGGUCGAGGCAGUCUCUGAAAUGUGGGUUACAUAGAUGAUGCGGUUCAUGUGCAUAUAGCAGUAGUUUCGUGGGAGCCGCGUUGGGACAUUGGGUUAGAACUCGCCCCCCAAGGGCGCGCUCUUCUGCCACGUGUCCCCUGGCGGGGAUGUUGGUUGUGCCCCUCUCUUUGAUACUUUGUUGCAUUUUCUUUGUUCCCCUCUACACGUCAACGUUUGUCCCGCCACUACGGUGGCGCGCUGCCUCCUUCCACCCCUCCAUAAUGUGCGUCCGUGCGAGGAUGGUGUUCGCUUUUGCUGCCGGCGCGUGUUGUGUUGUGCGAUUGGCGGGUGCUGAGAGAGCUGAUAAGGCUUCGCCGACGAUAGACAAACACCCAUCUCUCGUGGGAAGGAUAAGAGUUUGUUGCUUGAUGCAAUGUGGGGAGGGAACACCCGGGGCUCAGCCGACUCCCGGCGUGGCGCGUGGGAGUUAUCAGGGUGUCCCUCUUGGAGUUGUUGUGUGGUGGGUUCGUGGUUCUGCUCCCGAGUUGGGACGGUGGGCUCUACAGUACGUCCGUGCGUCGCCCCCUUUCGUCCUGACCACUUGUCCUGACCGGAGUAUAUGUUGUAAACUGUAGUGCAAUGUCGACUGCAGGGGCUUGAAGGGGUGUGUGCAACCGUUGGUGAUGAAUGAGGGCAAUAUAUGGAUACAACCAACCUCGCGUUUUGUGCAAGAAACAACGAAAGC
This is a messenger RNA of Ectocarpus siliculosus, 1892 nucleotides long. The record is from the annotation of a GenBank genome assembly. Lineage: Eukaryota; Phaeophyceae; Ectocarpales; Ectocarpaceae.